AGCGCUUAAGUCAUUUACUUCCCGUUGGAACAUUUCAUAAUCCACGGUCAAGAUUUCCACAGGGAGGCCGGUGGAUGUUAUCUUUAGAUUCGACCGUUAGAACCCGAGGAGCCGUCGCCAAAUGCGGUUAGAGAACAAGGGGACAUUUUCUCCAAACGAUUCGGUGUGGUGGACGGUGCAGAGUUCUACUAAAUAUUCUACUUCUCCCGCUGGGACGUUUAAAAAUCUUUCAGUGGAUUGCAGCAAUACUGUGAAGAGAGCUGCACUUAUGAGCUUUUACUUUCUAAAACAGUAAUUUAACAUUAGUUUUUAGAUUCGUUAAGGAUCUAAAGGUUAAUUAUGUAACUUCUCCCAGGCGGCUGUCGUGAAUGGACAUCUGUUUUCUGUAUCACAAACCGUACCUUGCCGAAGAGCCCGAGUUUUAGCCUCGCGAUGCUCACGUUUUCCUUCACGGUGCUGCUCGUGCUAGGCGGGCCGAUUACCUGCGCAGCGCACGCACUGGAACGCGAGUUUGCCAGCGAUGAAUUUCUGUACUCUGGAUUAAGGAGGGAAGCGACGCGAACUCCUAUAGACGCGUGCUUGCAGGUGACUCCUCCGUGCGUGACCGAAGCAGACCGCUUUAGCCUGGAAGCCCUACGUCAUAUCCAUCGCGAGAUGGAUGACGAUCAGGACGGAUGUAUCGAAGUGGAGGAGAGUGUGGAGUUCAUUAUUGAGGAUAUGCAACAGCAGCAGCAGACCAAUAAACACAGUAAACUGCACAGAGAGGAUCAGCACAUCACCAUAGAGGAACUGUGGAGAGGAUGGAAGACCUCUGAAGUCCAUAACUGGACUCAGGAGGAUGUGUUGCGGUGGUUGAGGGAGUUUGUGGAGUUGCCUCAGUAUGAUCAGAACUUCAAAGAGUUACACGUCAACGGAAACACGCUGCCCAGAAUUGCCUCCAAUGAGCCGUCGUUUAUGAGCACCUACCUGAAGAUCCAGGACCAGCAGCACAAACAGAAGCUGAAGCUGAAGGCCUUGGAUGUUGUGCUGUUUGGACCGCCCACACGCCCACCGCACAACUGGAUGAAGGACCUGCUGCUCAUCUUGUCGGUGGUGAUGGGCGUGGGCGGCUGCUGCUUCGCCCAGGCACAGAACAAGGCCUUCAAGGUGCACAUCUCCAAAAUGAUGACAGACCUGGAGGGCCUGCACAGAGCCGAGCAGAGCCUGCGGGACCUUCAGGAGCAGCUGGAGCGAGCUCAUGAAGAGAAGCGCACUGUUGCUGUGGAGAAGCAGUUCUUGGAGGAGCGAAUGAGGGAUGAGAUCCAGGGAGCCCAGGAAGAAGCCAACCGGCUCCAGGAGCUCCGCAAGGGAGCCGCCAGCGAGCUGAGCCGCCUCCGCUACGCAGAGGAGGAGCUUGAACAGGUGCGCGGGGCCCUGAAGAAAGCAGAGCAGGACAUCCAGGCGAGCUGGUCUGUGCCGGAGUCUCUGCAGCUGUGGCUGCAACUCACACAUGAGGUGGAGGUUCAGUACUACAACAUAAAGAAACAGAACGCAGAACAGCAACUGAGCACCGCCAAGGAAGAGGCAGAGAAGAUUAAGAAGAAGAGGAGUUCACUUCUGGGCACACUCCAUGUGGCACACAGCUCCUCUCUGGAUCAGGUGGACCACAAGAUCUUAGAGGCCAAGAACGCGCUGGCGGAGGUGAUGGCGAGCUUGCGCGAGCGUCUGCACCGCUGGCAGCAGAUCGAGUGGCUGUGCAGCUUCCCCAUCAUGAGCAACAGCGGUCUGGCCAGCCUGACGGCCACGCUCUACCCAGACCCCAACUGGAUGCUUCUCCCUCGGGCCGCCAUGAGCUACCCGAUGCCUGCCGGCGUGGAAGACCUGGAUGAGGGAGUGGCUCCCGGCAUACCGCAGAUCCCUGUCACUGUCACUCCGAUAAAGCUCUCCCCUGGAGCACUGGUCCGUUCCCGGCGAUCCGCACACAUCGUCCCAUCGCCUGUGAUCCUCUCUCCUGAUCCGGACCUGCUGAUCCCUAUCCGGACGACGCUCCCGCGAUACGGAGAGGAGGAGGCGGGGGAGCAUAUCAUCUUCCCAACCCUGAAGAAACCGGAGUGUGUGGAAUCUUCCUCGGAGGCUGAGCCUGUUGGAACCCCCGUCAACAGGACAUACAUGGGCUCGGGGCCAGACACUCCACCUCGGAGACUGUACCGUGAAGACAUGGACCUUUUCUCCGACAGCGUUGCCUGCAAAAUCCCACACAGUGAACACGAGGACGUUUCCUCACGCAAGCUGUCGCGAGAGGAACUCCGGGACGCUCUGAGAGGCAGCUUGAGAAAAGUCUCGAGGGAAGAACUCGUUGUGGGGAGCCCGUCCAGGAAGACCUCCAGAGAGGAACAGGAAGCGUCAGUAGAACCUCUGACAAGUCCUACGGGUUCAGAAGAGCCUGCCCUUGCUGUUGAUUCCAGGACAGUAAGGAGGAAUUUACCAAUCGAUAUUACCGAGUCCCCUAUUAGACUGUCCAACAGAGAGAAGCCAGAUUCUCUAAUGGAUCCGUGCCCUGGAGUACGAUUCAAGGAUCAGGCUGAUGUCAGUGUGGGCUUCCAAAGAUGUAAGGCGUUUCGAGAAAAGAAGGCUCUCUCGGGGGAGAGCCUGCCGAGAAUGAUGGCCGUAGAUGAAGGUGAGACUGAUGUCCAAAGUGUAAAUGCAGGCUCACAUGAACCUGACCUCCCCCCGACAAUGGCAGUUAGAGUUCAUGCUGAUGUUCCAGUGGAAACGCAAACGGGAGAACUGUUUCGACCAGAGACCUUGGAUCCUACCUUCAGAAAGCUCUUGAGAGAGGAGUUUGAUGUCUCAAUGGACGAUCAGAGAGUCAAGAUAUGUAGAGAUAAGGAGCUGUCCAAAGACAGAGCUUCUAGAAUGAGGCUUCCAGAUGACCAAGACCUGUCUAUAGACACUGGCAGGGUGAAACUUCUAAGAGGUGUUUCCAUGGAUGGUGGAUCUAGAAGAAAGACACGUGAUGAUUUGGACAUGGCUCUGGAGACCAACCGGACGAUGUCUUUAAGAGAGAGACGAGACGACACCCCUUCCAGAAAGCUCUCUCGAGACCAACGCGACAUGGCCGUGGACAGAUGUAAGCUCUUCCGCUUGGACAGUGGUGUGGAGACAACCAGGACGGCCAGGGACGAGCUCCCGGUGCCAGACCCGGCUCGCUUCAACCAGCCUGAUCUCACCAUCAGCUCUCUGGUCAUCUGGGCUCCGCCUCCAGACCCGCUCAGCCACUUGGUUUAUGACGGCAUUCUAGAAAAGUCUUCCCAGAACCUUCUGAGCACGUCCAUGCCUGGAUCUCUCUGCCAUGCUCCCUCACUCUCUUCAGUGUCCACCUCCUCCCAAAGGCUUUUGGACAGCGAGGUCUCCGGCGGCAGGUCUCCUCACCAUGGUGAUGCCUCACCUCCCGAGUCCCUGGGUGCAAUCAAAGUGAAGAAGACCUCAAAGCUCAAGAACUUGUUCAAGAAAAAGAAGGAGAAGGAGAAAGACUCGUCUGCAGAUCACGCAGCAGACGGCUUGCAGAAACUGUGACCGUAUUUAAAUGGUCAUAUUAUUUGAAGGGCCGGUGUGACGAGAGAUUUGAAGAGCAUUUUAAGCACAAUGAGAGUCUCUUCUCGUGGUCUCUCUCUCAGCUAGAGGUGGUGGUAGGGGCAUAAAACGCAUGGGGAAUCUGUUUCCUGCCGAUUUGGUUUGCUCAGGUAGGAAUGAAUGAAUGAAACUGUGCAGCUGCCAGUGCGGGGUACAGCUGUGGUCAUUUCCUGUGGGCAUCGCUGUGGCUAUAUAUGGGCGACCUAUGAACAGGGCCGGUUCACUGCAGCCUAUGUUCAUAAUCCACUUUGUGUUGAGUCCCAGCAACAAGAAAUUCAGGGGGGUCUGGUGGAUUUGGGAGGAUUUUACCUGAAGCUGCUUCAAGGCUGCGUUGUGACACUUUAAAUUCAUAGUAACACACGAAUACACAUAACGCAAAGACACACACAAAUACACAUAACACACGAGCGCACACACAAAUACACAUAACAC
Messenger RNA from Electrophorus electricus (electric eel), 4044 nucleotides. It is a transcript of the gene stim2a, whose product is annotated as tromal interaction molecule 2a. The record is from RefSeq and is a predicted model, not a curated record. Gene Ontology annotation, molecular function: calcium channel regulator activity; calcium ion binding; protein binding. Gene Ontology annotation, cellular component: plasma membrane; endoplasmic reticulum. Gene Ontology annotation, biological process: intracellular calcium ion homeostasis; activation of store-operated calcium channel activity; store-operated calcium entry. Lineage: Eukaryota; Metazoa; Chordata; Actinopteri; Gymnotiformes; Gymnotidae.